AUGAAACCCAAAUUAUCAAUAACAAUUAUGAUGAAUAAAAAGAAAUUAUCACAAACUAUUCUGAAAUAUUUUGCUAAUACCAUUGGAUUUUCAUGUCGAAUAACUCCUGCUCCUAAUACAUCAUUAGAAUUAGAUUAUUUAUUACAAAAUUUCCAAAAAUUAGCUCCAUUAGAUAAUUUUCAAACUAGUUCUGAUUCAAUUCGUGAUCAUGAUCAUCAUGAUUAUCAUCAUCAUCAGAAUGGAUUUUUCAUAAAUGCCAUUUAUAAUCCUUGUCAAAAUGAAUCUUGGUUUAAAUUAAUUAAAUUAGAUGAAAAUCAUCAAUUAUUUAAACAAAUUGAUAAUAAAUUAAUAAACAACUAUAACAACAACAACAAUAAUAAUAAUAAUAAUAAUCAAACAAUAAAGAAUGAUUUUAUAAAAAUAUUAACUAGUUUAGUGGCAAUUCCAAGAUAUUCAUAUAUUGAAAAUAAUCAACAAUUUCAAAAUUAUAAAUUACAAUUAAGAUUUGAUCAUAAUUUACAAAGAUCUAUAACUAAUUAUAAAGGGAAAUAUAAUUUGACAACUAGUACUAUUGAUAAUCCAUUUAUUUCAAUUAUAAACAAUAAAAAUGAUAAAAAUGGUAAAGAUGAUGAAGUUCAGAUUGAUUAUGAAAAAUUGAGAGUAAAUCUAAGGCAUAAUUUUCAAAAAUUUCAUAAAUUUGAUAAAAUUGAAAUCAUAACAAAUCCAAAUAGAUUAAUAAAUAAAUUGAAAUGA
This is a messenger RNA of Candida dubliniensis CD36, 753 nucleotides long. RefSeq lists its product as uncharacterized. The record is from RefSeq and is a predicted model, not a curated record. The coding region runs from base 1 to 753 and encodes 250 amino acids. The transcript has a single exon. NCBI's taxonomy places the organism in Eukaryota, Fungi, Ascomycota, Pichiomycetes, Serinales, Debaryomycetaceae.